Adineta ricciae is the source of this 1227-nucleotide messenger RNA. Lineage: Eukaryota; Metazoa; Rotifera; Eurotatoria; Adinetida; Adinetidae. The record is from the annotation of a GenBank genome assembly.
AUGAAUGGAAUAAGAUCGAUUUUUACUCGAAAUUUCAAUUGGUGUUCGAGAAAAUCAAAUAAUAACUCGUCGUUCAGUGGACGAUUAAAACGAAAUGUAAGAAAUAUUAUCAUCGUUGGUAUUAUUGGUGUUGGAACAUACCAUGGUUAUCGAAAAUAUCAUCGUUAUCAAUGGAUAAAUGCAGUCAAUGAUUUGAAUGAAAAUCUUGGAAGAAAACCGCGAUUAAUUGUCUUAGGAACAGGGUGGGGUUCUGUAUCUCUUUUAAAACAUAUUGAUACAUCAAAAUAUGAAGUUAUUUGUAUAUCACCACGAAAUUAUUUUCUCAUGACACCAUUAUUACCAUCAGUUAGUGUUGGAACAAUUGAAACUCGAACUGUUAUCGAAUCAAUUCGAUCAUUAAUUGGACCACAUAUUCAAUUUCUCGAAGCAAACUGUUUUAAUGUUGAUAUCAAUUCCAAAACAAUUUCAUGUAAGACAAAUAAUGAAUCGAAUCAGUCAACAUUUAAUCUGAAUUAUGAUAUUCUUAUUGUUGGAAUUGGUUCAGAAAAUAACACAUUUAAUACACCUGGCGUUGAACAAUAUGCACAUUUUCUUAAAGAAAUACCUGAUGCUCGACGUAUAAGAGCAAAGAUUAGUGAUGCUUUUGAAUUUGCAAUGAUACCAACACAAACAAUUGAAGAAAAAAAACGCCUUUUACAAUUUAUUAUUGUUGGUGGUGGACCAACCGGAGUGGAAUUCGCUGCUGAAGUAUUUAUUUUUAUAGUUUAUCNAAUUAUUGAAAAAGCAUUUGCAGAAGCUGACAAAGAAAAUUCGGGUUAUUUAACCGUUGAUACACUUCGUCUUAUCUUAGAAAAAGCUGAUAAAAAGAUACGUACAUUACCAGCAACAGCACAAGUUGCAUAUCAACAAGGUUGUUAUCUCGCCAAUUUAUUAAAUCAAAUCAAUGAUUUCAAAUCGAUUCAUUUUCAAGAAGGAAAUUUCGAACCAUUUCGUUAUAAACAUCGAGGCUCAUUGGCAUAUGUUGGUGGAGAUUCAGCUGUUUUAGAUUUCAAUCAUUCGAAGACGAUUUUCGAAAGAUUUUCAUUGAAAUCAUUAUCUGGUCGUAGUGCUCUUUAUCUAUGGAAAUCAUUUUAUUUAACUGAAAUGUUUACUGGACGUACAAAAGCUUUAUUAGCUUCUGAUUGGAUUCGUACUCGACUUUAUGGAAGAGAUAUUAGUCGAUAUUAA